Molecule: messenger RNA, 1827 nt
Organism: Nerophis lumbriciformis (worm pipefish)
Lineage: Eukaryota; Metazoa; Chordata; Actinopteri; Syngnathiformes; Syngnathidae
Source: RefSeq, a predicted model, not a curated record
AUGAGCAGCAGCUACAGUGUCACCCUGGCUGGUUCGGCUCCAUGGGGCUUCAGGCUACAAGGAGGGAAGGACUUUGGUGUUCCACUCACUAUUUCGCGGCUGGCAGAUGGAGGCAAAGCAGCCAAAGCCAAGAUGAGUGUUGGAGACAUCAUCCUCUCCAUAAAUGGCAUCUCCUCUGAGAGCAUGAACCACCUCGAAGCCCAGAACAAGAUUAAAACCUGUAUGAAUAAUCUCAGCUUGACUCUACUGAGAGCUUCGGGUGAUGGCAAAGGAGGUCCUAAGAUGCAGGUUGAACCUCAAGAAAUCAUUAAGCCCGUCCCAAUCACCCAUACACCUCCGAGCAGCACAUACACUAAACCGACAAGCCAGCCCGGCCUUGCCUACAACAAAACAGCCCGGCCAUUUGGAGGUGACAGAGGUUUACCAGCACUUUCCUCCGCUCCGGCGGCUCCCAAAAUGGUCUUCAUCCCCUCUGAAUCAUCGGCUUUCACGCCAGCUCAACCUUUGUGUCAACCAUUGCACCCUCCGUUCCCACUCAAGUCAGACCUCACCUCCCCAGAGUCUCGGGCUCCCCAAGCUAGUCUGUCUAGCUCUACCAUUAGCUCCCCCUCCUCCUCCUCGUCCAACUCAUCCUCUCCAGCUAGAGUGACGGCCCCCUCCUCGCAACCGUCGGUGCCGCAGCCAUCAGUCUAUAACUCCCCCAUCAAUCUGUACUCUAACAACAAUGCCUGCGAGGUGGCAAUCGGACAAAGGCGUGGCCUCAUGGAGAGCCAGGGGUUAUUGGAACAGUUCAACGGGAAUCAGCCAGACUUGAAUCACGCAACUGCACUGAGUGAAGCUAGCAAGAAGCGACUUAUUGAGGGCACGGACGACUGGCACCCGAAAACCGGAACCUCCCAAUCCCGUUCCUUCCGGAUCCUGGCCCAAUUGACAGGCACUGAAAAUGAGGAAUCUCCAGAGAACAAUGGGAAAAAUGAUGUCACGGACAAAAGCAGUCAAGUUGUGCACACCUUGCCUGCCUCCAAAACAUACUCCAAAGCUACACCUCCUAGAAACAGCAACGUCAUGGGAGCUCCCUCCAAGUUUGAGAGCCCUGCAGCACAAAACAAACCCUCCUACCAGCCCGGUGGUUCGUCAGGUUUCCCCAAGGUUGGCGCAGCCCCUUCGUUCGGGAAGGUUACCACCCCCACUCCCAAAGCCCCUGAGCGGCCCAUGCCACAGCCGCACCCCCAGGACCUCAACUCAGUGGUACAGAGAGCCGAGCACAUACCUGCUGGAACGCGCACCCCAAUGUGCAGCAAGUGCAAUAAUGUUAUCAGGGGACCCUUUCUCGUGGCCAUGGGCAUGUCCUGGCACCCUGAGGAAUUCAACUGUGCCCACUGCCACUCCUCCCUGGCAGACGGAGGGUUUGUGGAGGAGAAUGGACAGGUGUAUUGCGAGCACUGCUACGAGCAGUUCUUCGCUCCCACCUGUGCCCGUUGUCAGCAGAAGAUUCUAGGGGAGAUCAUGAACGCCUUGAAGCAAACCUGGCACGUUUCCUGUUUUGUCUGCUCAGCCUGUCAGCAGCCAAUCCGAGGCAACAUGUUCCACAUGGAGGAUGGACAGCCAUACUGUGAAAUGGACUACUACAAACUGUUUGGCACAAACUGCCAUGGCUGUGACUUCCCCAUCGAGGCAGGAGACAAGUUUUUGGAGGCUUUAGGAUUCACCUGGCAUGAUACUUGCUUUGUGUGCGCCGUGUGCACUGCCAAUUUGGAAGGUCAACCCUUCUUCUCCAAGAAGGACAAGCCUUUGUGCAAGAAACAUGCCCACAGUGUCAAUAUCUGA